Saccostrea cuccullata (small rock oyster) is the source of this 2063-nucleotide messenger RNA. RefSeq lists its product as uncharacterized. The coding region runs from base 123 to 1679 and encodes 518 amino acids. NCBI's taxonomy places the organism in Eukaryota, Metazoa, Mollusca, Bivalvia, Ostreida, Ostreidae. The transcript has 4 exons. The record is from RefSeq and is a predicted model, not a curated record.
AAUUUUAUUAGCAAAUCAGAUUGUUCCGUAUAAUUAGUCAGAGAAGCGCUUCGAUCGGCCGCCAUGUUGUCCCACAAACAAACCUUGGGCAAGUUGUGGGAAGUUUAAGUUUUUGUUAAGAAAUGGUAUUGCGGUGUGCGUGGGGGACGUGUAAUGUUGACGAGAGAUAUCCUGAGAGGUUACAGAACGGUGUUAAGCUUAUUUUGUUCCCCAAACCGAAAACUAAUCUCCAGAAAUGUCUUCGGUGGAUCAAAGCUUGCGGACGUCCACACGAACAGUUGAACAUUCAGAGAAUAAACAAACACAAAGCUGUUUGUUCAAAGCAUUUUGUGGGAGGUAAUGGACCAACUGUUGAAUUUCCUGACCCAUUACAAGCUGAUGGAUCAGCUGUUCGACCGACCAGGCCACCUCCAAAACGGACUAGCACAUUCACCGAGAGUAACCCAGUGUCUAAGAAAAAAAGACUUCUACGUACAACAGAUAUAGAAGAACAAGGAGAAGAUUUGAACUCUACAACAGAAACUGAAACAUCAAACAACACCAACAGUGGUAACAACAUAUCUGUACAAACAGAAGAACCUUGGAUUUCUCCAAUUGAGAUGUUUGCGAUGGCAACUGAGCUACGUGUGUUAAGAGAAAAAGAGAAGCAGCACGAAGCUACAAUCUGCACCCUGAAAGAGGAAAUAAAGGAACUUAAAGACAAACUAUCAUCUGAGAAUCAGAAGCCAUCGUUUGGAGUCGACGAAGUGAAAAGAAGAGAGGGAAAAUUGAAAAAUUUGUUCAAAUAUUACACUGGCAUUGUAUAUAUAAGAUUUGCUGGUCUUUUGGCAUUUUUAGUCUCUGAUGAAUCAUCAGUAAAUUAUGAAAAAGGUCGAAAAGACAUUAAAAAGUUGUCACUGCAAGAUGGACUCUUUUUAACUUUAUGUAGACUGAGACAUAACUUUGGUUUGAAAGAUUUGUCAGUUAGGUUCAAACUAUCAUUGCAGUCAUCUGGAAUUGUAUUUAAUACUUGGAUUUCAUUGAUGUAUUUUAAGUUGGGUCAACUUUGUAUUUGGCCUCAUCGUGAUAUAAUUAUUUAUAACAUGCCUAAAGAUUUUAAAAAUGAUUACCCCACUACUUUGGUAAUUAUUGAUGGUACUGAAUUUAGAACACAAGCACCAUGUGCACUUGGUUUGCAAAGUCAGCUAUACAGUGAUUAUAAGUCUAGUACUACUUUGAAAGCUUUAAUUGGUUGUGAUCCAAAUGGUUCUGUGAUUUUUGCAUCAGAAUUGUUUACAGGAUGUAUAUCAGAUAAACAAAUUUGUGAACAGUCUGGAUUUUACAAUGUUCUUGAAUCACUAAAAUUAAAAGGUUACAUAAAAGAUGGGGAUGCUAUUAUGGCUGAUAAAGGGUUCACUAUUAAAGAGGAAUUAAGUAAUUUAAAUUUGGUAUUGAAUAUUCCACCAAUGGCUUCAUCAACAUGCCAGAUGUCAGUUUCAGACACUGUGCUUACUGAGAAGAUUGCAAAGCAUCGUGUGCACAUUGAAAGACUUAUCGCAAAGGUUAAAACUUACAAAAUGCUCUCUGUUCGCAUUCCUACAUCAUUAUUUAAAAACAUUAACAAAAUUUGGUCUGUAUGUUGUCACUUGACUUUAUUCCAUGAUGUGUUUGUCACAGACAGUAAAAAUUGUAGUAAAUAACAUUAUUUAUGUAAAUCGUUACAGAAAAAAAUCAAAUUGUGACCAUCUUUCUGUUAGAAAUGUUGAAGAAACUGAAUGCUUAAUAUGUAUAAAGAGCAGUUUUUAGCCAACGAGAAGAAGUCGGGGUAGCUUAUAUAUACAAUUUAAUAUUUUUAAUAUUAUGAUAUUGAUAGUCUUGUACAGGUGAUGCCCCAAUUCUGUAUUCUGUGUAAUCUUUCAAUACAUAUGUUAAUGUAAUAAUUUUUGUACCUGAUAUGACAAUAUUGAGCCUAUCUGCACAUCACCAAGGGGGGUGUUUACAAGUGGGUGAUCUGCUGAUAUUGUAUACUCUAGAGGGGUUCCCUUUAACAAACUCAGCUGCUUUAUAUCACUUGUGGACACUUU